Messenger RNA from Polyodon spathula (Mississippi paddlefish), 2136 nucleotides. Its product is annotated as coiled-coil domain-containing protein 80-like. The record is from RefSeq and is a predicted model, not a curated record. Lineage: Eukaryota; Metazoa; Chordata; Actinopteri; Acipenseriformes; Polyodontidae.
AUGCCAAUACUUGCUGUCAUGACAGGCUUUGAUUUUCUAGCUGACGUUGCUGGUAAACACCGCCUUUGGGUCAUCACAGCUCCAACUUUUGCAGAUAACUAUUACAGAAUGAUGGAAAAACAGAUAGAGGAAACACAAACCGAAGGGUUGGUCUGCAAACUCGCUGAGAGAGACACCUUCAUUGUCAUCCUGAUUCACAAUGCAAUGAUGGGAGGUAAACUUAGAAAAACAACCCAUGAGGGGGAGGUAACAGAGGAAAUUAUUGAUCAAGAUACAAUGACUAAGCUGAUGCACUAUUUAUCGUUUGAGUAUGGAAAGUUUGGCAUGCUAAUUUUAAAGAAAAACUUACAGGUGGGUGAGCACUUCCCCUACCCUGUUAGAAUUGAAGCAGUAUUGGCUACCAUAGAUCAGUUACCAUUAAGAAAAUUAGAAAAAUUAACAAGAAGAGGGGCUCAGGAGAAGUGCAACAUUCCCAAACGACUAGUCAAGAGAAGACAAGGAUCAGCAGUCAGUAAAGUAAAGGUUAUGAAUACUUCAAUGCAAAGUAACCAUACUUUAUUAAACUUCAAACAGAAGAGGCUACACAAUCAAAAAGAGGCAUUAAAGAACAAAGUCCAAGACAUCUUAAAAGGAAGAUCUAGAUUUGUUAUCAAGAGUCAACCCAGGGUUGUAUCAGCUCAACAAACAGCAUCUGUAAGACAGAAGUCCUUCAUCAAUCCUAAAACUAGGAGUUCCCUCCCCAGGACAGUGGUACUGACAAAUGUAACCUCUAGUAGAAGAAAACAAAAACAUAAUGGUGAUGAUGUUGUCUACAACUCAAACAAAUCUCUAGAGGCAACAAGCUUUCCUCCAAGAUCUCCACAACAACUGGGGAAUUUAAAUACAUCUAACAUACAUAGCACAGCUGCACCGCCAACAAAAAAGGACAGAAAACACAAAAAGGAAUCUCAAAAGCUAGUUGCACAAAAAACAUUGCCUUCCUCAAACAUUUCUAUAGCAGUAAGUGACAAGGAUAGCAGCAAAGAUAAAGCUAAUGGCAGAGAAGGCAAAAAAAAUCGAAACAAAGGUGGAAGGAAAUCUCAGCGAGCUACAGUUAUCAAGACAGUGCAGGAUUUUUUGGAGCAUUUUCGAAACAAGAGGCGGCUUCUGAUUAUUAGCUCUCCCAGCAAAGAAAAUCUGCUGUAUGUUCAACAAAGAGAGGAAAAUGUGGAACACAUAUGUGAACUAGCAUUAAGAAAUAUCUCAGUUAUCACUAUUCUUGGCUCUGAGCUGAACAGCACUUUAAAACUAGACCACUAUCAACCUGUUAUAUUUAAAGAUAAAGGCCCUCUGCUUGGAGUGCAGAAUGCGGCCUUGGUUGACCUCGAUCUGAUUGCACAGAUUCGCAAGGAUUAUAAAAUGGGUUAUAAUGAAUUCUUUAUGGUGGUAACAGACUAUGACUUGACACUGAAGCAAUACUUUGAUGCUCCUAUUGCUAUGAAGUUAAUGAUGGAUUAUAUUGACUCAUUUUCAUCAAGACUGCCAGAGAUUGGAAAAGAGAAAAGUGAUUCUGUAUCUUGCAAAGAACGAGAUAGCAGAACCAAUACCUACAACUUUCUAUCAAGAUUUCAUUCUAAAAGAACACUUUUGAUAAUUUCCUUUCCCAAUGAAGAAGACUAUUCUUUUCAACAGCAAGUUACUGCAACAAAUGGCCAAUCUUGUAACCUUGGAAUCCGGCAUUUUGCUGUACUGAAAUUAAUUGGAGCAGGGCCCAAAGCUUCGGCAUCUCUUGAUUUGUUUCCAGCAAAUGGAAAGAGUGAAUCGGAGCAUGAAGAACUAACUACAGACGUCGUGAAGGGCCUCAGGGAACACUUCAAGAUCAGUGAGGAUUACUUUGCCAUGCUGAUGAUUGGGAAGGACGGGCUGAUCAAGUCGUGGUACCCAGCUCCCAUGUGGUCCAUGGCAAUCGUCUAUGACCUGGUUGAUUCUCUGCAGCUCAGACAGUCUUCACUUGGAAUGCACUGCCCAGAAGAACAGUAAUCAACCAGCAAUCAUAUUCCUGCAUGUGAUGAAACUGAUGGCCACAGCUCUUGGAAUUAUGACAGCGUCAUCCCUUUAUAGGGUUACCAGAUUGAAAAAUACUUUUUUUCAGUUCAU